Molecule: messenger RNA, 500 nt
Organism: Cladocopium goreaui
Lineage: Eukaryota; Dinophyceae; Suessiales; Symbiodiniaceae
Source: the annotation of a GenBank genome assembly
CAAGGAGGCCGUCUGGGGGGCCGGCCGGGACGCGCGCAAUGGAUGAGCGCCGAAAUUAUCUCAGUGUGGCCACAGCAGCCUUGAAAGCCCAGCAUUUGGCACUGGAGCAACGGCCGCGUGUGAGUCGCGGUCUAACGCCACUUCCUGGUCUCUUGGGCUCCAGAGUGGAAGGUCCAUCUGGAAAAGGAGACAAUGUGCCGCGGAUUUUCAGUCCGCCUCACGGGCGUUCACGCGAGACUGAAGAGCAGCCGCGCCUAGCGUCAGCUGUCAUGGCACCCGUGGCACCGCCGGCGCCAGCGGUGCCCAUGGAACCAACGGCACCCAGGCCUCCCGCAAUGGCUGCGUUCGACAUGAACAGCGAUCCCUCGGAAGGCGAUGAAGAGUCGGAGGAAGAGGCUGACAGGACAGCGAACAGCGAACAGCGGCAGAUUUGGUUGGAGGAUUUGGUUGGAGGAUUUGGUUGGAGAAUCCAAGAGAUUGGCAAUGGACUGGUGAUUUAA